Molecule: messenger RNA, 2764 nt
Organism: Rattus rattus (black rat)
Lineage: Eukaryota; Metazoa; Chordata; Mammalia; Rodentia; Muridae
Gene: Prepl
Product: prolyl endopeptidase like
Exons: 15
Coding region: 394-2637 (747 amino acids)
Biological process (GO): proteolysis
Cellular component (GO): Golgi apparatus; cytoskeleton
Molecular function (GO): serine-type endopeptidase activity
Source: RefSeq, a predicted model, not a curated record
UGUCAUUCUUGCUGGGUGCUGAAGGCAGGCUUCGGUGGACAAGGCUGAGGUUACUGCAGCUCCUUCCUGAGAGCUUCGGGUUCUCGUAUUUGUCUUCUCUACCUUUGCUCGUCCAGCUGUCUUUCAAUUUGCUUUGCCCAUACGUUCUCCAGAGUCACUGCUGCUUAGUUUGACCCUAGAAAAACUGACUUGACAGAUGACAUGUUUAAGUCACGCCUGCCAAGAAGUAUGAUCUGAAUGAACUUAACUCAUACAAGUUUUUAAAUGCAUUUAACCUAAGUUAUCAGAUGUCUACAAUUAUUUGUAACCUAAGGGGCUCAUGACACCAAAGGGGAGGGAUAAAAUGUGGAGACCUCAAAUGCUGUAAGAUCCCAUUACUGUAUAAUUAUUCGUAUGAAAUCAUUCACGUGCUGGCAGCCCCUAAGGAAACAAAAAACAGGGACUUUGCCAUUUGCCACCAUGCAGCAGACGACCAAAUUAUUUCUCGGAGCUUUGAAGUAUAGCAUUCCUCAUCUUGGGAAAUGCAUGCCGAAACAGAAUUACUGUAACGCCGCUGACCCUUAUUACAAUAGACUAAGAUUGAAAAACUAUCGGCUAACCAAGUGUCUGCAGAAUAAACCCAAGAUAACAGAAUUAGCACGAAACAUCCCAAGUCGGAGCUUCUCACGUAAGGAUCUUCUGCCUGUUAAGCCAGAGAGUGAAAAUUCCAUUUCUGAAGACAUGGAUGCAUUUGAAAAAGUGAGGACGAGGCUAGAAACACAGCCACAGGAAGAGUACGAAAUCGUCAAUGCGGAGAUUAAACAUGGCGGCUUUGUCUAUUAUCAAGAAGGUUGCUGCUUGGUCCGUUCCAAAGACGAAGAAGCUGACAGUGAUAAUUAUGAAGUUUUAUUCAACCUGGAAGAACUUAAACUGGAGCAGCCCUUCAUCGAUUGCAUCCGCGUUGCUCCUGACGAGAAGUACGUGGCUGCUAAGAUAAGGACGGAGGAUUCUGAAACCUCCACCUGCAUAGUGGUGAAGCUCAGCGACCAGCCUGCCAUGGAAGCCUCUUUCCCCAACGUGUCCAGCUUUGAAUGGGUGAAGGAUGAAGAAGAUGAAGAUGUCUUAUUCUACACCUUCCAGAGGAACCUCCGCUGUCACGAUGUGUACCGAGCCACGUUUGGUGACAACAGACGCAAUGAGCGGUUCUACACAGAGAAAGACCCCAGCUAUUUUGUUUUCCUCUAUCUUACAAAAGACAGUCGUUUCCUCACCCUGAAUAUCAUGAACAAGACGACUUCUGAGGUGUGGCUGAUCGACGGCCUGAGCCCGUGGGACCCACCAAUGCUCAUUCAGAAGAGAAUCCAUGGGAUGCUUUACUAUGUUGAGCAUCGAGAUGACGAAUUGUACAUCCUGACUAAUGUUGGAGAACCUACAGAAUUCAAGCUGAUGCGGACUGCAGCUGACGCCCCUGCUAUUAUGAAUUGGGAUUUAUUUUUCACAAUGAAGAGAAACACCAAGGUUGUAGACUUGGACAUGUUUAAGGACCACUGCGUUCUGUUCCUGAAACACAGCAAUCUCCUCUAUGUUAAUGUGAUUGGUCUGGCUGACGACUCCGUCCGCUCUCUAAAGCUGCCUCCUUGGGCCUGUGGAUUCAUAAUGGAUACAAAUUCUGACCCGAAGAACUGUCCCUUCCAGCUUUGCUCCCCAAUAAGACCCCCAAAAUAUUACACAUACAAAUUUGCAGAGGGCAAACUGUUUGAGGAAACUGGUCACGAAGAUCCGAUCACAAAGACCAGUCGCGUUUUACGCAUAGAAGCCAAAAGCAAGGAUGGAAAGCUAGUGCCCAUGACGGUUUUUCACAAGACAGAUUCUGAGGACUUGCAGAGGAAGCCUCUCUUGGUGCACGUAUAUGGAGCUUACGGAAUGGAUCUGAAGAUGAACUUCAGGCCUGAAAGGCGGGUCUUGGUGGAUGAUGGGUGGAUCUUAGCAUAUUGCCAUGUUAGGGGUGGUGGCGAGCUGGGUCUCCAGUGGCAUGCCGAUGGCCGUCUAACUAAAAAGCUCAAUGGCCUUGCUGACUUAGAGGCUUGCAUUAAGACGCUUCACAGCCAGGGCUUUUCUCAGCCGAGCCUAACAACGCUGAGCGCUUUCAGUGCUGGAGGUGUGCUUGUGGGAGCACUGUGUAAUUCUAAGCCAGAGCUCCUGAGAGCAGUGACCCUGGAGGCCCCUUUCUUGGAUGUUCUCAACACCAUGAUGGACACCACACUUCCGCUGACACUGGAAGAGUUGGAAGAGUGGGGGAACCCUUCGUCUGAUGAGAAACACAAGAACUACAUAAAGCGCUACUGUCCGUGCCAGAAUAUUAAGCCACAGCAUUACCCUUCAGUUCAUAUCACAGCGUAUGAAAACGACGAGCGAGUGCCACUGAAAGGAAUCGUGAACUACACCGAGAAGCUUAAGGAGGCCGUCGCAGAGCACAGCAAGGGAGCAGGGGAAGGCUAUCAGCCCCCCAACAUUGUUUUAGAUAUUCAGCCUGGAGGGAACCAUGUGAUUGAGGAUUCUCACAAAAAGAUCACAACCCAGAUGAAAUUCCUGUAUGAUGAACUUGGACUUGACAGCACUGAUGCUUUCGAGGCUCUGAAGAAAUACCUAAAAGUCUGAAACGCCGCUGCCUUCAGCCGGGACUGGAAACAAUGGAAAUAGUGAUCAGUCUUAUUUCCACUUGGUUUAGCGAAAGUGGGUUUUUUAAGUUAUUCUAUAACGUUUUAGAAGUUGUUUCUUUGUGUAA